This is a messenger RNA of Strongylus vulgaris, 645 nucleotides long. The record is from the annotation of a GenBank genome assembly. NCBI's taxonomy places the organism in Eukaryota, Metazoa, Nematoda, Chromadorea, Rhabditida, Strongylidae.
AUGCGAGGUAGCUCAACUCCUAGCCGAGGAGGAUUUGUUCCGCCAUCAUUUCGUGGUACCCGUGGAUUUCCGCCAGCUCGCGGGGGUGCGUACCCACCUUUCCGAGGUGGAUACUCAAAUACCACAACUACCUCUUCCUCCUCUUCGUCGUCCUCCACCUAUCCCGGUUAUGGUAGCUAUACAUCUCAACAAACAACGCCUGUUGUGGACCAGGCAACUAGAUUGAAGAAACUUGCCAACUGCGAAGACGAUGAAGAGCUUUGGGUUGAAGCUGAGUCGCCCGAGGGAAAGCCGUACUUCUACCAUUGGCAAACGCGCGAAACUGUUUGGGAUCGCCCAGAGAAGUCAAAAGUGGUCGGGCAAACUGAACUGGCGGAGUUAAUUCAGAAGGCGAGUGAGGAGGAACGGAAAGAACGUGAAGGUUCAAGAAUUGCUCGAUCUUCUGGUAUUAUUGUCUGUUGUGUGGAAGCUCGUGCAAAACUUGAUCAUCCACGUGAUCGCUCAUGCGCAGCAUCACAAAAGUCCUCACAGCACUCUUUCUUUGCCAUUAGGAUCCAAUACAAAUGUUGUAUCAUCGAAAUAUUCGACUGUACUUAUAUGGGUGACUCGGUAGGAGUUUCAGGAUGCAGAGGAGAAACAGGUUAG